Messenger RNA from Salvia miltiorrhiza (redroot sage), 1220 nucleotides. RefSeq lists its product as uncharacterized. NCBI's taxonomy places the organism in Eukaryota, Viridiplantae, Streptophyta, Magnoliopsida, Lamiales, Lamiaceae. The coding region runs from base 231 to 896 and encodes 221 amino acids. The record is from RefSeq and is a predicted model, not a curated record. The transcript is spliced from 4 exons.
GUUAUAGAGUUAAAUAAAUUAACUCUAGUAUUUAGGAAAUACUUAGUAUGAUGGAAUUAAAUGAAAAAUCAUGGAAUAAUUAAUCAGCUGCAAGUGAAAAUGAAGGAAUAAUAAAACUUGUUCGAAAAGAAAAGGAAUAUUUUACAAAAAUAUAGGAAAAACUUUUGAGCAUAGGCCAUAGCCGAAGAAACCAUGGUAGUAGCAGAAAUUUGCAAAAACUGAUUGAGAGAAUGGAGGAUUUUGAGAAGAAGGUCUCCAUAUCAGAACCAGAGACGACAACCAAACCUGUAAAUAUGGAGAUUCAAGCUGAAGAAAAACAAGAAAUAGGCUCAAAAAUCAACACCACCAACGAAACAAUUCUAGGGUUGCUCCGUAGAUUCCUCGCUGUUCAGCAGCGCCGCGCCCUCGCUUAUGCCCGCCUCAAACGCGGUUUUGAAGAUUAUAGGGUUUCGGGAGGUGAAUUAGCUUAUCAGCAGCUUUGCAGCGAGAUAACUCUCGAGUUUAAUGAUUGUUCAAAGCAGGUGCUUGAAAUGGAAUCGAUAUUUGCAAGUCCUGCUUAUUGCAGAGAGGAUCUGGCUGGCCUGCUGAGAUCAGUUCAAGUACAAGAAAAGGAGAAAUUGAAUUUAACAGCUACAAUUCAAGUGCUGAAGAAGGCUGGUCGACCCUCGGAACGUUUGGUAAGCCAUGAGAACUGCAGAUUUACGCAGUCUGCGGGACAUGAAUGCAUGCACAUCCAGCAAAUAACUGAAGAAUCUGGAACUGAGGAGGCCGAGGCUGAUUCUGAAUAUGAUAAUGCCCUUAAGGAAGCUGUUAAAGGCAUGCAAGAUGCAGUCAUUUCUAUAAACGAAUACUUGGAAGAGGUCAGGUAUGAGAUUGCAGCGCUUGAAGGCGAAUAACUCUCUUACUUUAGGUGGGGUGAGUGCAUCGGCCCUUACGCGGAAUAAUUUUCCUGGGGACUUCAAUAGUUGUAAGUCACGUUCUGUUGAAUUUAGAGGGGUAAUGACCCUUUCAUAUAGUAUGUCAUAAUGAUCCUAAUCCAUUUCAGUUUAAUCACUUAAAUUCUUGGUUAGAAGGUUAGAACUUGGAAAAAUAUUAAAUAUACACAAUUCGAUGCAUGCAAAUGUAGAUAGAAUUUUGUUUGGGAGUAUCACUAUUAGAUGAUUUUGGUCUUGACGAUAUCAAUUUUUGUCUGGAAUAUCUAUUGUUUUAACUAUUUCAAA